Molecule: messenger RNA, 1629 nt
Organism: Phytophthora nicotianae INRA-310
Lineage: Eukaryota; Oomycota; Peronosporomycetes; Peronosporales; Peronosporaceae
Exons: 2
Coding region: 1-1629 (542 amino acids)
Source: RefSeq, a predicted model, not a curated record
AUGGCCAAUCCUAUUGAAGAAAUUUAUGGAGAGCAUUGCAUUCAGCAUAUCAAAUCUGUUGAUAAAUACGAUGAACCCAAGUUGGGAGAUUCUCGCGUGUUGUCACCAAGUGUUUGGAUCAAGUCGAAGAUGCACACAGUUGGUGAUUCCAUCGACUACAAGCAUAGUAAUGAUGUCACACCUGACUUUGGCAGCGACGGACACACGUAUCUUUUGCGAUAUCAAUUCAAUGAACUGGAUGAAUCGGAGAUGCUUGAUAACUUCUUCUUUAAGUCCACUGAAGACCGUAAUUUAUUUGAACAAGCGAACGUUGAAUGCGGUGUGGAAUACUUCCUUGCAACGAAAUCCUACGAUGAGCGAUUGCAUGAAUUAUGCAUGAUGAUUCAAAGUGAUUGGUUCUGCAACAACCACAACGUGUGGAAUCUCGCGGGAUUCUUUGCUCGUCAACCUCAUUCUGAUUUGUAUUUGAUGCGCACGACCUAUCUCUGUGUGCUCAAACAAAAAGUAGAGCGUUUCAACAAGGAGUUUGCUAUCAAAGAAUUCGAUGGUUGGUUUGAUUCCAAGUAUAAUCCAUCACUGAACGAAGGGAAACUGAAAGGGAUUGCUGCUGGUUGUCAUCCUGCUGCAUACAAGCAAUGGCAGGAUGAAUAUGAAGUCAAGGAGCCAAGGAAAACGUCUACUUCGAAGACGUUUGAGCUUUCUACACUUGAUCAAGAUUUCGAAUUGACAUUCAAGUCUGAGCGGAAGUUGGCAACACUAACUCAGCUGGUGGAAUUAACUGGCCAAACAAUUGAUGACAUGCGUUCAGCCAUGGUUGCUACAUCAUUUAAGAUCGAUGAGCUUGAGUAUUGGGCGGAGAAGUAUCUAGUGAUCGAGAACAAGCCCAAUCGUGACUUUGAUUUAAAUUUCAGAUCAGAUAUCACCUACUACAAGCGUUGGGUAACGGAGGACGAUAAUUCUGUGAUCAAGGCAUAUGAUCCAAAGAACUUCUUCAAGGUGCAAAUCGAGUUCAUUGAAAACAAGAAGCCACGUUCCACCAAGCUGCCUGACCUUCUCAAUACGGUUCCAUUCCACAAGUUUGCAAACACUGUCUGCAAAUGGGAACAUGAUCCAAAUGAUAUGGAGACAUUCAGCUUAGCGAAUCCACUACUGGCAAAGGAUCUUCACGAAGAAAUUACCGAAUCUGACUUGCACCCAGUAUUAGUAGAUUACCUGAAGCGUAUCAUUUGCUCCAAUCAUCCUGAGAGGUACCAGUGGUUGAUGGAGUAUAUCGGUAGCCUUUAUCACUAUCCAGACAGCAAGACGAAGGUUAUGCUCGUGUUAUAUUCACUGGAGAAACAGAUUGGCAAGUCGAACUUCUUCAAGCUCCUUACGAGUCUUCUUGGAACGGUAAAUACUCAUAUGACUCAGCAUGUUACCAAUGUCUUCGGAGAGCGUGGAUCGCCACAGCUUCGACAUAAAAAAUUGUGCUGGUUUGAGGAAAUUGCUGGUGAUAAGCACUCGUUUCGUAAUUGUCUUGAGCGAAUGAAGUCUGCAAUCACCGAUUCCGUGCAAUCUAGUCGAAAACUCUACCAUGAAGAAGAAGUACAUGGGAACAUCACUGAAUUAUUGGUGCUUCCAACAACUUAA